This is a messenger RNA of Scylla paramamosain (green mud crab), 2708 nucleotides long. It is a transcript of the gene Bug22, whose product is annotated as cilia- and flagella-associated protein 20. The transcript is spliced from 4 exons. Bases 76 to 663 code for a protein of 195 amino acids. Gene Ontology annotation, cellular component: motile cilium; ciliary basal body. The record is from RefSeq and is a predicted model, not a curated record. NCBI's taxonomy places the organism in Eukaryota, Metazoa, Arthropoda, Malacostraca, Decapoda, Portunidae. Gene Ontology annotation, biological process: cilium assembly; positive regulation of cell motility; regulation of cilium beat frequency involved in ciliary motility.
GGAGCCGAAUGAAAGGCGGCGCCGAAGUCAAAAGGAGCACGCCGCCAUAGCGACCACUGUCAACAAACCACUAUCAUGUUCAAGAACACCUUUCAGAGCGGCUUUCUGUCUAUCCUAUACAGUAUAGGAAGCAAGCCUUUACAGAUAUGGGACAAAAAGGUUCGAAAUGGACACAUCAAGAGGAUCACAGACAACGAUAUUCAGUCACUGGUGUUGGAGAUUGUUGGUGUAAAUGUGAGCACUACAUACAUCACAUGCCCCGCUGAUCCUAAGAAGACCCUCGGAAUAAAACUGCCGUACCUUGUAAUGAUCGUCAAAAAUCUUAACAAAUAUUUCACAUUUGAAGUUCAGGUUUUGGAUGACAAGAAUGUCAGACGACGUUUCCGUGCCAGCAACUACCAGUCCACAACGAGAGUGAAGCCUUUCAUCUGUACCAUGCCUAUGCGUCUGGAUGAGGGAUGGAACCAGAUUGUGUUCAACCUUGCUGACUUUGUGAGAAGAGCUUAUGGAACCAAUUAUGUUGAGACCUUGAGGGUUCAGAUCCAUGCCAAUUGCCGCAUUAGAAGAGUUUACUUUGCUGAUCGUCUUUACUCAGAAGAAGAAUUACCUGCAGAGUUCAAACUGUACCUCCCUGUUCAAACAAAGGCCAAAUCUGCCAUUUAGAAACCUCAUACUCUUGGUUAUAAAUUAUGAAUAUAUUGACUACAUUCAAAUCCAUAACCAGAAUUUUUGCACCCUUUCUAAGUCGUUUAUUUUUAUCACAGCUCUUAGAAAAUAUUGAGGUAAAUAUGUGUUUGUGUGUGUGUGUGUGUGUGUGUGUGUGUGUGUGUGUGUGUGUGUGUGUGUGUUCUGUAUUUUAUCAAUGGGAUGAUGGUGCACAUAUUUUUCAUUGAAAAUACUGUGCCAUAUGUAAUGUAAUCAAAUCUUAUUGAAGGACAGGCCUUAAAAAUAUAUUAGGAAAAUAUAUACUGCACCUAAUGGGAACCACUGAGGAUGGCCUACUUUUGUAGUAAUUUUCCAAGUUCCACUGCUCUUUAGUGAUUAAAAGAGUAAAUCCCCUAUGGCUAAGUGCAGAUAAAUUUUCUAUGGUCUGUUAUAAUAAUCUCUUGGGUAACCCAAUUAAAUUAUGAUUUCUGGAAGCCAAAGUAAAAAAUAAGGAUUCUAUGUCAGCUAUCCACAUACUUAAGCACCGCUAGGCCUGGGUAGCUCAGCUUAAGAUUGCUUGGCUGCAUGCAUUUGUGGCUCAUGAGUGACACUUCUGUAUCAGGGAGGGAGUGAGCACCUUCACAUCACCUUGGUUAUGUCACACAGUCUUUUAGUGACUUCGUUCCAUUGACAGUAAGAACACUUUACUUAGACAACUAUUGGAAAUUACAAGGAAUGUCCAAAUCGUUGCUACCUACUUAUGUUCACAAUUUUGUACGCACUUUUUACAGCUCCUGCUUCCAAUAAAAUUGGAAGCAAUUCUGUAGUUUCCCAUGCUUCAUUAUUUACAUAUUGAAAAAUGCUAUUGUUUGUUUUGAGUUAUUUAUUUUAUUCAUGGUGUGGUGAUGUAGCAGAAUUAAAGUUUUUGUUAAUAACUAAGAGAUCCUGGUUCAAAUCUUUGCCUUGUGGAGACAAUCUGGGCUUGUCUCCUCUAGUGCUGUAGCCCUUGGUCACCUAGCAGAGAGUAGUUAUAGGAUGUGAGCUGAAGACCUUGGAACCUUGCAACUUUGCCAAGGAGGGAGGGUCUGGUUACUGCAGAUUUUCAUUUGAAAUGAUAAUUAUUUUGUUUCAGGAGCAUUAUGUAUGAAGAGGAAACAUGUAAAGUAUAUUGAAGUAGUAUGAUUGAUUUUAUGGAGAGGUUAUGAUUGGAAGUGGAAUUAUUUUGAAUUCCUCCAGAACCUCAUUAGUUCUAGCUAUAAUUUAUAUUUAUACAUAUAUUGGACUUUGCUGAUCACAGUUCCUUGUAUUGUAUAAUUAAAGAGAGAUUUAUGCAGUGAUGAGAGGAUGAGAGUAGUGAGUCCGGAUGUGUUAUGUGGUAUUAGUGCCUGUCCAAGGAAGUCUAAAUUGUAGGAAGGAACACAGAGAUGUAUGACAGUACGAAGAGCAUUGAAGUGAAGAGUUGAUGAAGAAGGUGUAUGUAAGCAAAGUUGGUGUUAAUAGGUGGCUACUUGGAAGAUGGAAGGAUAGGUUAAAGAAGUAUAUAAGUGAAACAGGUGUUAGCAAAGGCCAAGUGUUUGAACAAGCAGUGAGGGAAUGUUUGGAUAGGGAAGGUGGAGGUUCUUUUGCUGGGGUCAUGCUCCUAGAAGGAGUGAGACAUUAGAAAGAUUGAUGGAUAGACAAUAUAAUCACUUUCAGUAUGUAAUGAUUACAGAAGCUAUACCAUCUUCCAUUGAUCAGCUGGUCUUGACCGAAUUCUCAUCCACUUCCUUCUCAUUCUUUUUCUUAUCUUUAAUCAGCUCACUGUUGGCUUCUCACAGGUUAUGGUUAUUUUUGCUAUAUAACCAUCAGUAGGUAUACAUGUAUUAGGAAGAGAAUAUCAAUCACUUGAAAUCUUGAAGGACAUUAUGUGUGCUUGGAAUUUCAUAUUCACUAUGAAAAUGCACAACUAAUCUAGAUCAAUACAUCUUAUCUCAAAUAAAGAAAAAUAUGCAUGUUUUUGUCAGUUUCAUGACAACACAAAGGAAACAAACACAAAGUUGAAUAAAUACACCUUUAUUAAAAAA